CAGUGACACGUGUAUUCAAGAUGGCGGCGGCGAUGGAGACAUGGGCCCUGGUGUUGCUGUCCAUGCUACAGGUGGUCAGGAGUUUUUAUGUGCCUGGUGUGGCCCCUAUAAACUUCCACCAGAAUGACCCAGUGGAGAUAAAGGCAGUGAAGCUCACCAGCUCGCGGACCCAGCUGCCCUAUGAGUACUACUCCUUGCCCUUCUGCCAGCCUGAAAAAGUGGUCUACAAGGCAGAAAACUUGGGGGAGGUCCUGCGAGGUGACCGCAUCGUGAACACUCCCUACACAGUGCUGAUGAACCAGGAGCUUAAGUGCAAGGUGGUGUGCAGUGAAAUGAAGAAGUCGCUCAAGCUGAGCGUGGAGGAGAGCAAGCUGGUGGCUGAGCGCAUCCAGGAAGAGUACUACGUCCAUCUGAUUGCAGACAACCUUCCUGUAGCCACAAGACUCGAGUUCUACCCAAACCGUGAGGGGGGAACGGAGGAUGAGCAAAAGAAGGACACUAUUAAGGAUGUGCAGUUUGAGCACGGCUAUAGGCUGGGCUUCACUGACAGCAACAAGGUAUACCUGCACAACCACCUGUCUUUCAUACUCUACUACCACAAGGAGAAGGUGGAGCAGGAGGAGGAACACAACUUCAGGGUGGUGCGCUUCGAAGUCAUACCCCAGAGCGUCAAGCUGGAAGAACUGAAGCCAGACAAUAAGGGCUCAUGUAUUCUGCCGGAUGCCAGUGGUUCUGCACCACUGGAGAUUGACCCCACCAAGGAGAAUGAAGUGCUCUUCACCUACUCAGUUCACUGGGAGGAAAGCUCGGUGAAAUGGGCCUCGCGCUGGGACACAUACCUCACCAUGAGUGAUGUGCAGAUCCACUGGUUCUCCAUCGUCAACUCUGUCGUGGUUGUUUUCUUCCUGUCUGGUAUCCUGAGUAUGAUCAUCAUCAGGACCCUGAGGAAGGACAUUGCCAACUACAACCGAGAGGAUGACAUUGAAGACACCAUGGAGGAAUCUGGGUGGAAGAACGUACAUGGCGACGUGUUCCGCCCACCCCAAUAUCCCAUGAUUCUCAGCUCACUGCUGGGCUCGGGCAUUCAGCUCUUCUGCAUGAUCCUCAUAGUCAUCUUCGUAGCUAUGCUGGGAAUGCUUUCUCCCUCUAGCCGGGGUGCUCUGAUGACCACGGCCUGCUUCCUCUUCAUGUUCAUGGGGGUGUUUGGUGGCUACUUUGCAGGCCGGUUGUAUCGCACUCUGAAGGGACACCGUUGGAAAAAGGGAGCCUUCUGUACGGCAACCUUAUAUCCUGCUGUGGUCUUCGGGAUUUGCUUUGUUCUCAAUUGUUUCAUCUGGGGAGAGCACUCGUCUGGUGCGGUGCCCUUUUCCACAAUGGUGGCGCUCCUCUGCAUGUGGUUUGGCAUUUCCAUGCCUCUCGUCUACCUGGGCUACUACUUUGGUUUCCGCAAGCAGCCGUACGACAACCCCGUGCGCACCAACCAGAUCCCCCGGCAGGUCCCCGAGCAGCGCUGGUACAUGAACAAGUUUGUGGGAAUUCUGAUGGCUGGGAUCCUGCCCUUUGGUGCCAUGUUCAUCGAGCUCUUCUUCAUCUUCAGCGCCAUUUGGGAGAACCAGUUCUACUAUCUGUUUGGGUUCCUCUUCCUGGUCUUCAUCAUCCUGGUGGUGUCCUGUUCCCAGAUCAGCAUUGUCAUGGUCUACUUCCAGCUGUGUGCUGAGGACUACCGCUGGUGGUGGAGGACCUUCUUGGUCUCCGGUGGCUCUGCGUUCUAUGUGCUCAUCUAUGCCGUUUUCUACUUUGUCAAUAAGCUGGACAUCGUGGAGUUUAUCCCCUCGUUGCUGUACUUUGGCUACACUACUCUCAUGGUGUUGUCCUUCUGGCUCCUGACGGGGACGAUUGGCUUUUACGCCGCUUACAUGUUCAUACGGAAGAUCUACGCUGCUGUCAAGAUCGACUGAGCUGUCGAGCGCUCAUAGGUGGCAGGGGAGGACGGUGUUUAGGGUUUUCAUUGUUCCUCUUUGACUUAUUUUCUUUUUCCCAUUGCUUUUUUUUUUUUGUUUUUUUUUCUUUUUUUUUGCACAAAUGACACAGACUAAAGUGUUUUGUCUGUAAAGUGAGGAUGGGUCUGGCGGAAGAGCGCCCCCCGCAGAAUGAGAAUAGAAAAGUAUCGGGGACGCAGUUGACCCGUCUCCUCAACUCCAGAAACACAGAGAAAUCUUUUGGACUAGAGACUGUCCUGUGUUUCAAGUGAGUUCGCAAAUCCGGGGCCAAAUUGUGUCAUUUUAUUGUUUAUGCUGGACAUUUCUUUAAAAAUACACAGAUAUAAAACUGUUCAGUUUGUAAUCUUUGUCACCCAGUUCAAAACCCUUUUUUAUCAGGAAUUUAUUUUGUAGUCCAGAAACUGGGAGCUGACUGAGUGCACUUUAUGGUCAUGAUUUGGAUGGUAAUUUUGGGUAAUGAUGUGCAUAGAAUGAUGUCAUUAGUGAGUGGUUAAUAUUUUAAUUACUUUUUAAGUCCCUGUCUUCUAGUCUGUUCAUCAGUAUCGCUGGUAUCCUUUGACCUGUAAGGAGGCUCAGUUCAGUUCUUAGUUUCUCACUACAGUGGACAUGUGUUUUUGAAAACAAUAAUUUUUUGUUUUAAUUUAUUUUUUUUUUUUGUCUAACUGAAAAGGUUUGUAACCCGAUUCUCAGCCCAUGGAGGACAUUGUACAGGUACAGGGUCCCUGUGGGACCCACACAGUGUUGCUAAAAGGAAUCCAAAUACAGCUGACACUAUGACAUCAUGGAAUGUGAUUGAUUAAUUGUAUCUAAAGGAGGAGUCAAUUCUAGAUUUUAUAAUGGAUUACCAAUCCUUUAAAGUAGAAAAAGCUAAUACUGUAAGACUUUUAUAUUCAGCUUCUCUGUUUGAAAAAGACUUAUUGAUGUUGUGUGUUGUAAGCACUGAUAUGGAGUUACUAAUGAUAAUGGGAGAGGAACUUUUUAAACUGGCUCAAGGACUGGUCAGCCAGCAGAGUAAAGUACCGUUCCUAAGUGGAUUCACUCACUUUCCACCCAAGGAGAUGCUCACCAUGGUUACUUUGUCAUGUUACCCCAGGAAGUGUACUGCUCUCAAUCAGCAUGAGUCUUUGCAUUAUUAAAGAUGCACAACCA
Scleropages formosus (Asian bonytongue) is the source of this 3149-nucleotide messenger RNA. RefSeq names its product transmembrane 9 superfamily protein member 4 (gene tm9sf4). Lineage: Eukaryota; Metazoa; Chordata; Actinopteri; Osteoglossiformes; Osteoglossidae. Gene Ontology annotation, cellular component: membrane. The record is from RefSeq and is a predicted model, not a curated record. The transcript is spliced from 18 exons. Gene Ontology annotation, biological process: protein localization to membrane. Bases 21 to 1958 code for a protein of 645 amino acids.